CAUCGCUGGGGUAUUUGACAGACGUUGUACGCAGUAUUUUGGAGUGUGGUGACGUAUUCGACGCGUGUGGGAGUAGCACGACGUCUUCGGUCUCGCGCGCCACACCGCCACACCGGUUCCGCGGUCCGCACUCGCCACUCGGCCUCCUUCGCGGAUACUCGUUUGCUGUCGCUAGUGCUAACAUUCAAAAAACACGUUCCAACAAUGUACGCUUCAAUGAAGGAUGAGUUCGACAAGAACGGCUUCGUAGUUUUAGAAAACUUUCUGAGGCCAUCUGAAUGUGAUGAGAUGGUGGAAGCUGGGCUAGAAUUUACCAAGAAUCUUCCAAGCAAAGAAGAAAGAGUCAUAUUUUCUACCGUCGACCCUGAAAAAAUGCACCUAUCAAAGGAAUACUUUAUCAAUAGCAAUGACAAGAUCAGCUACUUCUUUGAAGAGGACGCGAUUUUACCCGACGGCGAACUCAAAGUAGACCCUAGUAUAUCUUUAAGCAAGGUUGGGCAUGCCUUGCAUCUUCUGCACCCGCUCUUCAGGUGUUACACAUACUGUGAUCGAGUGAAGAAUGUCUGCGCUAAUCUAUGUUUAAAAGAGCCAGCCGUAGUGCAAUCGAUGUUUAUAUAUAAAAAUCCAAGAGUUGGCGGUGAAGUAUCAUCACACCAGGACAGCACAUACUUGCAGACAAGCAGAGUGCCAGCUGUAGGGUUCUGGAUAGCGCUAGAAGAUGCCACAACCGAAAACGGAUGUCUGUGGAUCGUGCCCGGGUCUCACAAAUCCGGUGUCCACAGGCUCAUGAUCCGGAAUCCAGAUAAGUCGAGCAAUGACCUCCUGAUAUACGAUAGGCCGCCUCCGAUUUAUGGACAGUCUGGCUUCCAACCUGUACCUGUCAACAAAGGUACGUGCAUCCUUCUCCAUGGCAACGUGGUCCACAAGAGUCACGCCAAUAAAUCGGAGAAAGGUCGUCCUGCUUACACUUUCCACGUCAUAGAAAAGUUUGACAACGAAUAUUCCCCGGACAACUGGCUUCAGGAGGGAGAAAAUGCGCCUUUCUGCAAUAUCUAUAAGACACCUCAAUUAGCUGAUAGUAGUAGUGACUAGAGACCUAGAUUAGUCUAACAAUGUGAACAUUUCGUUGAACUAAUCUUGAUCUGACUUGUCCAUUUUCUUACACUGAACAAAAUGGUGAACAUAGUCGAGAUUAAUGAUUUCUCUAUAAGCAAUAUUGUAUAAUAAUUUCGUAUUUUUAUACUACUGUUUAAGCCAUGAAAAAGUGCCGUAAAUUUGAGUACAGAUUAUUUUGUUUCCUUGAGGAAAAGUAAAACUAUAUUAUUAUUUUUUGAUAAACGUUUAAAAUUUUAGUUUACAAAAUAUAUGUUUACAAUUCGAAUAAAAAUCAAGAUAUUAUGUUAUUUUUCUAUUCUUAUACAUUUUGGAAUCAUGAGUAAAGUGAUUUGGUAAUCA
Messenger RNA from Trichoplusia ni (cabbage looper), 1455 nucleotides. It is a transcript of the gene Phyhd1, whose product is annotated as phytanoyl-CoA dioxygenase domain-containing protein 1 homolog. The coding region runs from base 205 to 1092 and encodes 295 amino acids. The transcript is spliced from 6 exons. The record is from RefSeq and is a predicted model, not a curated record. NCBI's taxonomy places the organism in Eukaryota, Metazoa, Arthropoda, Insecta, Lepidoptera, Noctuidae.